GACAAGGUUGCUUGUCAAUUACUCACCUGGGAACACGAAUAUUCUCAUUAACCGUCAAGGAUCAAAAACCUUUUCUUUCCUCCUUAACAUAUCGCCGAUAUUUCGGAACUCCUCACCCAGAGAUUUCGGUCUACCUUUCGUCUCGGAAAUUUAUAUAUAAACAAUGAACUCUUGUCGCAGCCUCCACCACACGAAAAAUUGAAACGCAAAACACCAAAAAUAACCUCGUUUAAACAAACUUUCGUACUUCUCUCCCUCCAUCCAUCCAACCACCGCCCAUCGCCACCACCACUACCACUAAAACAUCGUGUCUUCCACUCCUCUGUAACACCAGAAGAUCAAAUUAUAAGGAAGGAAUUGUAGAGAAGAAAUGCAGAUGAUGAGUUCCAGUUCGGCUGUCUCCGUACAUCCAAGUUUCAAUUCUUCUUCCUCUACCGAAUUGGCGGAAAUCGCCGGUAACUUUGAGGAGGAUUUUAGCUUGAAAUUGAAACUAAAUGAAGCUUCAGCAAAUGAAUUAGAGAGCUUCAAGGAUGAGAAACCGCUGCAUGAAGAAGAAACAGAGGUUGAAGACGAGGACGAGGAGUUUAGUUUUGUUUGCAUUAAUCCCGAUGGCUCGCCGAUAUCUGCUGACUGUAUAUUCGAAAACGGUCAGAUCCGGCCGGUUUUUCCUUUGUUCAACAAAGAUCUCCUAUUCGCCGACGGUGAUUCGGAAGCUAAAAACUCCUUCGCGCCAGCUCUCCGGCCUCCGUUGAGGAAGCUGUUUGUGGAGGAGCAUGAUCAAGUUUCGUCGGUUUCGUCCUCGGAAGCAGAUGAACCAGCGGGACCGUCCUGCGCUUGGGAAAGGAAAGCCGUCGAGACUUCGCCGGAGGUCUGCAAAAAGAGCAACUCCACUGGAUUUUCAAAGCUAAGGAGGUUUCGAGAACUGGUACUCCGAAGCAACAGCGACGGAAAGGACGCUUUCGUCUUCUUAAAUCACCAUAACCACAAAAAUCCUUCAACAAUAACAGCAACAGCCAGUGGAAAAACUAUAAAGGCUGAGAACAGCGAAAAAGCCGUGGAGAAAAAGCAUAAGCCAGGGGCGAAGAAGGAAACAAAGGCAUCGUCGGCGCACGAGAGGCUCUACGUAAGCAAUAGAGCGAUGAAAGAGGAGCACAAACGGAAAUCGUAUUUGCCAUACCGGGUUGGGUUUUUCACCAAUGUGAACGGGUUGAGCGGGAAUAUUCAUCCGUAUUAAGUUUGCACUAGGGAUUACUGUCAACUUUAUUUUUUUUUUCUUUUUUUUUUCAGAAUUAAUUUAUUUAUUAAUUUUUUUUAAUGAAAAAUGUAAACUGUAAAAGGUGUUGGAUAUUAGGAAUCAUGUCCAGAAGAGAGUUAGUGAUGACUGGAAUAAUUCUAUAAUGAAUAAAGGUUCAAUUUUCA
Molecule: messenger RNA, 1419 nt
Organism: Hevea brasiliensis (rubber tree)
Lineage: Eukaryota; Viridiplantae; Streptophyta; Magnoliopsida; Malpighiales; Euphorbiaceae
Exons: 1
Coding region: 371-1234 (287 amino acids)
Source: RefSeq, a predicted model, not a curated record